GUAGAGUAGUAGUAACGGAAGCGGCUCGGCGGCGCUCACACAGACUGACCGACACUGAAUGAGAACGCACUGAUUUCAGCUCCAAAAUGAUGAAAUUUCUGCCCAAACUGCUGCUGCUCGUCCUCUUAGCUUUCCCUGUGACCCUCCUUACAAGGGGCCCAGUGGUGGCUGCUCAGGAUCUGACUGAGGAUGAGGAGGCUGAGGCCGUGGAUGAAGAUGUAGUGGAUGAUGUGACUGCUGAGGACGAGGACGACGAGGCGGAAGUGGAGGACGAUGAAAAUGCAGAACUGACAGAAGAAAAAGAAGAUGACGAGGAGGAAGCGCUGGUUGGAGAGAUGAAGGCUUCUCCUAACGCCGACACCACCAUCCUGUUUGUGAAAGGAGAAGACUUCCCAGCCAAUAACAUCGUCAAGUUUCUGCUCGGCUUCACCAACAAGGGAUCAGAGAACUUCAUUGUGGAAUCUCUGGAUGCCUCUUUCCGUUACCCACAGGAUUACCAGUUCUACAUCCAGAACUUCACGGCACUGCAGCUCAGCACCGUGGUUCCUCCCAGCAGACAGGCCACCUUCGAGUACUCCUUUGUCCCCGCCGAGCCCAUGGGGGGGCGGCCCUUCGGACUCGUUGUCAACCUCAACUACAAGGACGGCAGCGGAAAUGUUUUCCAGGACGCCGUUUUUAACCAGACCGUCACCAUCACCGAGAAAGAGGACGGACUCGACGGAGAGACGAUCUUCAUGUACGUCUUCCUGUCUGGCCUCGGGCUGCUCGUCAUCGUCGGCCUUCAUCAGCUCCUGGAAUCCAGAAAGAGGCGGCGUCCUGCUCCAAAGGUGGAAAUGGGAACCUCCAGCCACAACGACGUGGACCUGAGCUGGAUCCCCCAGGAGACGCUCAACCAGAUCAUGCAGAGUCGCAGAGACAAGGCCUCUCCGAGACGAUCCCCUCGCAAAAGGAUCCAGGCUCGUCGGGCCGGCUCGGACGAGUGA
Messenger RNA from Sphaeramia orbicularis (orbiculate cardinalfish), 983 nucleotides. Its product is annotated as translocon-associated protein subunit alpha-like. The record is from RefSeq and is a predicted model, not a curated record. Lineage: Eukaryota; Metazoa; Chordata; Actinopteri; Kurtiformes; Apogonidae. Gene Ontology annotation, cellular component: endoplasmic reticulum; endoplasmic reticulum membrane.